This is a messenger RNA of Salvelinus sp. IW2-2015, 1622 nucleotides long. NCBI's taxonomy places the organism in Eukaryota, Metazoa, Chordata, Actinopteri, Salmoniformes, Salmonidae. The record is from RefSeq and is a predicted model, not a curated record.
UUUUAAUGAAUGCUGAAGGUGUUUCAAUGAAUGCUGAAGAUGUUUUUAUGAAUGCUGAAGGUGCUUUUUAUGAAUGCUGAAGGUGUUUUUAUGAAUGCUGAAGGUGUUUUUAUGAAUGCUGAAGGCGCUUUUAUGAAUGCUGAAGGUGUUUUAAUGAAUGCUGAAGGUUCUUUAAUGAAUGCUGAAGGUGUUUUUAUGAAUGCUGAAGUUGUUUUUAUGAAUGCUGAAGGUGUUUUAAUGAAUGCUGAAAAUGUUUUAAUGAAUGCUGAAGGUGUUUUUAUGAAUGAUGAAGGUGUUUUAAUGAAUGCUGAAUAUGUUUUAAUGAAUGCUGAAGGUGUUUUUAUGAAUGCUGAAGGUGUUUUUAUGAAUGCUGAAGGUGUUUUUGUUGUUGUUGUACAGGUCUCACUAAAUGAUGUAUGAUUGAGUUUACUAAAUCAUUCUGUGAUGAGUCUACUAUGUACCCUUGGGUGAAUCCUAACUUCCAUUGACAUCUAUCAAACUUCCAUUGACAUCUAUCAAACUACCAUUGACAUCUAUCAAACUUCCAUUGACAUCUAUCAAACUACCAUUGACAUCUAUCAAACUACCAUUGACAUCUAUCAAACUACCAUUGACAUCUAUCAAACUUCCAUUGACAUCUAUCAAACUACCAUUAACAUCAGUGCAUGACUAAGGGGAAAUGUGACUAAACAGAAGUUCAGAUGUAGGACUUCCCCCCCAGUAUAUAUUAACUGUGUAAUAUAUGUUUCUCUGUUCUGAUUCGACAUCAUGCUGCGGUUGGUAUCUUCAGGAAAUUUUCAAGAGUUACGACUCAGACCGCUCUGGAACUAUGAGUUCACAUGAGAUGAGAGGUGCUCUGACAGAAGCAGGCUUCCACAUCAACAGUGCAGUGCUGCAGGUCAUAGUGACUCGUUAUGCCAGCGCCCACUAUGCCAUCGACUUCCACUGUUUCGUGGACUGUCUCAUCAGAGUUGAAAUGCUCUUCAAUAUGUUUAAAACUCUGGAUACCAACACCUCUGGGAAGAUUGAGCUGGAUGUGUCCCAAUGGCUGUGCUGGCAAUCAACUAGACUCCCCAACGCCAGGAUGGAAUCAACUAGACUCCCCAACGCCAGGAGGGAAUCAACUAGACUCCCCAACGCCAGUAGUGAAUCAACUAGACUCCCCAGUAGUGAAUCAACUAGACUCCCCCAGUAGUGAAUCAACUAGACUCCCCCAGUGGUGAAUCAACUAGACUCCCCAGUAGUGAAUCAACUAGACUCCCCCAGUAGUGAAUCAACUAGACUCCCCCAGUGUGAAUCAACUAGACUCCCCCAGUAGUGAAUCAACUAGACUCCCCAGCGCCAGUAGUGAAUCAACUAGACUCCCCCAGUAGCGAAUCAACUAGACUCCCCCAGUAGUGACCGUGACAGCUGAAUUCUAUAAAAUAGAUCAUGGUUUUGAGAUUAAAGAUUUUCUUUUUUUUUACUACAUUUUUCUUCUGUGAUAUUGUCACAUUUCUAGGAACAUUUCAAGUUCUAGUUUUGCACUAUUUGUAAACUAACUUUGAAUAUGGUUUACUCAUAAAUACUUGCUCAUUCUGUACGGGACUUUAAUAUGAACUAUUAAAAAAUGUGUUCGCUGU